CGGCGGCCCCGCGAAGGCGAGCGGAGCUCCGCGCCUGACGGGGACGCGUUGGCAGCUCCGGCGGGGUUGCCGUAGCUUUUAUGUAGGGUGACCAGAACCGGCUGGAACUGGUUUGAGGCAGAUCGGCUCCCGAACACAAUGCAGUCAGUGAGCUGCUACAGUGGGAUAGCUUCCUCCCUCCAUGGCAGCCAAAAGCAGAGGAGCUUGCAGAAAGAUACCGUCCCCAAACAGUAUGUGAAUGCACACUUAGACACACAGCACUGGUAUGUGGCUAUGUAGUCCUAAAGGGUUCUGUCUGUAAAUGUACAUAUUUGCAGUGGCUGAGACGGCUCGGGCUUUUUCUGCCUUUUUUUAUGCUUAAGGAAGGGGCGAGAGCUUGAGAUUUACGGCCCUUGUUAAAAUAGUUUUGCUUUGCAAGGGUGGGACACUGGUUGUGCAGUCUGUUUUAAAACUGAACCGAAUAAAACGGAUGGAAUGAUUUGUAAUUGUAGCCGUGCUUGCGACUGAAGAAUGCUGCUUUGCAUGCCGUGUUAUUUGCAGGGCACUGUCGUGUGGUUUUCUUCUGGAGGGGAUGUUGGGGAGGGGGUCUGAAAGGCCAAAAGGAAGCGAUGUUGUUGUGGAAUCGUGUGUGAAGCAUUGCAAAGAUGCUGCAAGGCGUACUCAUUUCUCCUUUUUUCUUUUCCUCCUUGUAGGCCUAUUGACUGGGGCUGCCUUUAACCCUUUCGUAUUCGCGGAGGUGAUCCAUCUGAGGCAGUAACUGAGCGCUGGCAGAAAAGCCUCCCAGAGGUCAAGGUUCACAAAGAUUUGCCUCCAAUCAAAUAGAUGACCAUGGGGGAUAUGAAGACCCCAGACUUUGACGAUCUUCUUGCAGCCUUUGACAUCCCAGACAUGGUUGACCCAAAAGCAGCUAUUGAAUCUGGACACGAUGACCACGAAAGCCAGAUAAAACAAAAUGCACACACAGAUGAAGAUUCUCAUACGCCCUCAUCGUCUGAUGUUGGUGUGAGCGUCAUUGUGAAAAACGUGCGUACUAUUGAUUCUUCUGAAGGAGUAGACAAGGAUGGCCACCAUUCCACAGGCAAUGGCUUGCAUAACGGCUUCCUAACAUCCUCAGCUCUUGAUAGCUACAGUAAAGACGAAGGGAAGCCAUUCAAAGACGAUGGGUCAGCUUCUGAGACAACACUGAAGGAUUCGGCUUUUAACCAGUUCAGUCCAAUUUCAAGUGCUGAAGAAUUUGAUGAUGAUGAAAAAAUUGAGGUAGAUGACCCUCCAGACAAAGAAGAGAUGCGUGCAAGUUUCAGAACAAAUAUCUUGACAGGUUCUGUAUCUCAGCAGGAAUAUGACAAACUAAAGGCACUUGGGGGAGAGAAUUUGAUUAAAUCUAGUAUCUCAGUGUCAAGCAGUAUAGAUAAAAAUAAAGUUUCUAAGCGGGAGACAGAGACAAACUCUGUGAAUUUAAGUAUUUAUGAGCCUUUCAAAGCUCGCAAAGCAGAGGACAAACUGCUAAAAGACAGUUCUGAGAAGCUUCUUGACAACAGAGUACUUGAUGGAAAACUGAGUGCUGAAAAAAGUGAAACAAAUUUUGCCAGCAUUUCGCAGUCCAAAGCAAAGUCAUCAGCAAAGCUUUCUUCGUGCAUUGCUGCGAUUGCAGCACUGAGUGCUAAAAAGGCAGCUACAGAUAGCAGUAAGGAUUUACAAUCCAAUUCUGGGGAGUCUUCUCCUUUACCAAAAGAUAUGAGUGAAAGUCCCCGGACUACUGAGAAAUCACCUGAGCCUCAGAGUCUUAUUGAUGGUGCUAAAAAGCCAUCUCUUAAACCGCCUGAUAGUCCCAGAAGCGUAUCAAGUGAAAACAGUAGCAAAGGGUCUCCAUCUUCUCCUGCAGGGUCCACACCAGCAAUUCCUAAGGUUCGCAUAAAAACCAUCAAGACUUCCUCCGGGGAGAUCAAGAGAACUGUUACUCGAGUGUUGCCAGAAGUUGAUUUGGACUCGAGUAAAAAAACAGAGCAGACUGCUUCUAUGGUAACUUCCAUGACAUCCCUCCUGUCCUCACCAACUUCUGCUGCUGUUCUUUCCUCUCCUCCUAGAGCUCCUCUCCAGUCCGCGGUCGUUACCAAUGCAGUUGCAUCUGCAGAACUCGCACCAAAGCAGGUCACUAUCAAACCUGUGGCUACUGCCUUCCUCCCAGUUUCAGCAGUGAAAACAGCAGGUUCACAAGUUAUUAAUUUGAAGCUUGCUAACAAUACUACCGUGAAAGCCACUGUAAUAUCUGCUGCUUCUGUGCAGAGUGCCAGUAGCGCCAUUAUAAAAGCUGCCAAUGCCAUACAGCAGCAGACUGUUGUGGUGCCAGCAUCAAGCCUUGCGAGUGCUAAACUUGUGCCAAAGACAGUCCAUCUUGCCAACCUUAACCUCCUGCCUCAGGGUGCUCAGACCACCUCUGAGCUCCGACAAGUGCUAACGAAACCUCAGCAGCAAAUAAAGCAGGCAAUAAUUUCUGCAGCAGCCUCACAGCCUUCUAAGAAGGUGUCUCGAGUCCAAGUGGUGUCAUCUCUACAGAGUUCUGUAGUGGAAGCGUUCAACAAGGUGCUGAGCAGUGUCAACCCUGUCCCGGUUUACAUCCCCAACCUCAGUCCCCCUGCCAGCGCUGGAAUAACGUUGCCCACACGAGGUUACAAGUGUUUGGAGUGCGGGGACUCCUUUGCUCUUGAGAAGAGUCUGACCCAGCAUUACGACAGGAGGAGCGUGCGAAUUGAAGUGACGUGUAAUCAUUGCACAAAGAACUUAGUUUUCUACAACAAAUGCAGUCUUCUUUCCCAUGCUCGUGGACACAAGGAAAAAGGAGUUGUAAUGCAGUGUUCGCACCUGAUUUUGAAACCAGUCCCAGCAGAUCAAAUGAUAGCAUCUCCUUCGAGCAAUACUGCUGCACCCAUGCUUCAAAGCCCAGUGGGAGCUGGCUCACACACUGUAACAAAGAUACAGUCUGGCAUAACGGGAACAGUCAUAUCAGCCCCAGCAAGUACCCCCAUCGUCCCAGCCAUGCCGCUAGACGAAGAUCCAUCCAAACUCUGUAGGCAUGGUCUAAAGUGUUUGGAGUGCAGUGAAGUUUUCCAAGAUGAGACAGCUCUUGCCACACAUUUCCAGCAGGCUGCAGACACAAGUGGACAAAAGACAUGCAAUAUCUGCCAGAUGCUGCUUCCUAACCAGUGCAGUUUUGCAUCACACCAGAGAAUUCAUCAGCAUAAAUCUCCAUACACGUGUCCUGAAUGUGGAGCAAUCUGCAGAUCUGUCCACUUCCAGACUCAUGUCACUAAGAACUGCCUGCAUUAUACUCGAAGAGUUGGUUUUCGCUGCGUGCAUUGCAAUGUUGUGUACUCUGAUGUGGCGGCACUCAAGUCUCACAUUCAAGGUUCUCAUUGUGAAGUCUUUUACAAAUGUCCUAUCUGUCCCAUGGCAUUUAAAUCUGCUCCCAGCACACAUUCCCAUGCCUAUACACAACACCCGGGUAUCAAGAUAGGCGAACCAAAAAUAAUAUAUAAAUGCUCUAUGUGUGACACUGUGUUUACUCUACAACCUUUGCUCUAUCGCCACUUUGAUCAGCACAUUGAAAACCAGAAGGUGUCUGUUUUCAAGUGUCCAGACUGUUCUCUUCUGUAUGCACAGAAACAGCUUAUGAUGGAUCAUAUCAAGUCAAUGCACGGAACUUUGAAAAGUGUUGAAGGGCCACCAAACCUGGGGAUAAAUUUACCUCUGAGUACGAAACCCACAAAUCAGAACUCAGCCAGCCACAAUAAAGAGGACACGAAAUCCAUCAAUGGAACGGAAAAAUUAGAGAAGAAAGCUCCUUCUCCUUUAAAGAAAGGAGAGCCUAAAAAGGUCAGCAGUCGUGGCUGGACGUGUUGGGAUUGCGAUAGGUUCUUCACUCAGAGAGACGUUUACAUCUCCCACAUGAGGAAAGAACAUGGAAAGCAAAUGAAGAAACACCCUUGUCGCCAGUGUGACAAAUCAUUCAGUUCAUCCCAUAGUUUGUGUCGUCACAACCGUAUCAAGCACAAAGGCAUUAGGAAGGUCUAUACGUGCUCGCACUGCCCAGACUCCAGACGUACCUUUACCAAACGGCUGAUGCUGGAAAAACACAUUCAGUUGAUGCACGGCAUCAAAGACCCUGAUGUCAAAGAAAUGACUGAGUCAUCUAACGUGGAAGAAAGGGAAGUAAAAGAAGAAGCGAAGGUUCCUAGUCCAAAGCGUAAAUUGGAAGAACCCGUCCUGGAAUUCAGGCCUCCACGAGGCGCCAUCACGCAGCCACUGAAGAAGCUAAAAAUCAAUGUUUUUAAGGUUCACAAGUGUGCUGUCUGCGGCUUCACGACAGAAAAUCUCCUCCAGUUUCACGAACAUAUUCCUCAGCAUAAAUCCGACGGCUCCUCGUACCAAUGCAGGGAGUGUGGGCUCUGCUACACGUCCCACGUGUCUCUCUCCAGGCACCUCUUCAUCGUGCACAAGCUGAAGGAGCCGCAGCCGGUAUCGAAGCAGAACGGGUCUGGGGAGGAUAAUCAGCAGGAGAACAAACCCAACCACGAGGACGAGCCGACCAACAGUGCGGCGUCGGACAGGAGGUGCAAAGUGUGCGCAAAGACAUUCGAAACUGAAGCGGCCUUAAACACUCACAUGAGAACGCACGGCAUGGCCUUCAUCAAGUCGAAAAGGAUGAGCUCGGCUGAAAAGUGAGCACUGGGACGUGGCAAUCUCUCUCCACAUUGGAACGCCGAUGGCAUUUUUGUUACAGGAGGUUCAAGGUAUAAUAGUGUUAACAGUACUGUUCAGGCUGUUGCAAUAUGUUCUGCAUAACGAUGCCCCCUUCGCCUCAUCGUCUGUACCCUCGAAACCAUUGAAGCAGUAUUUGAGUUGAAAAGAGUUUGUAUAUAUUUAAACUAAUAACUUUUAUACUCUUUGUUACGUGUUUGUAUUGGUAUCUAGUGGAAAUUUUUGUUUCGUUCCUGUUUUUUGUAGUAAGUUUCUCUAAAACAGAGUUCUUAAUGCUGGGUCCGUUUCCUGGGGUCUCUUGAACCGUUUCUUACGUGAACGCUUCUGGCAGGAAGUUUCAGCAAAUGGGAGCACAGCAGAAAGGCAGUGCCUGGAGGGAAAAAGUAAGGAAGCCAAGGGGAUAUGCCACAUCCUGCAGGACUCUGGAUGGUUCUGCACGUGGCAGGCAGCUUUCAGACUUUCUCUCCGAAAAUAAGUGUCUCUCUGCGCAGGUAAAACGCAGUGCUGGUUGAGGUGCAGACACCCCAGGGCGAUCACGUACUUCUGACAAGUGUAAUUGCACAAGUAUAUAUAUAUAUAUAUAUAUAUGUAUCAUGAAGUAAUUUGUAGCCAUCAGGUGCUUGUGGUCGAAGCUCUGAUAGUUAUAAAAGGGCUGGGCUGCUCUGGAUUAAACAAGUAAGGUGUAAUUAGAGGCAUAGGUUUAUCAUGAUAAUGUUUGGAGGUUUGUUUUUUUUUUUUCCUUGUCACGUAAUUUAUUAAACAGAAUAGAAACAAUGACACAGCAUUCAGUAUUUUCCUUCUAUCUCCGGUUAUGAAAACCCUUGUUGCCGGGGUUGGCAUUUCCCAGCUCUGUUUGCUAAUGCCAAAUGUUCCGGGGCUCCGUGUUCCACCGCAGCCGUCGAGGAGCAAAUGCACCACAACCAGCCCCUGUGGGUACGACUGGCACUUCACCUUCAGCACGGGCCUCACGGAGCUUCACAUGCAUCCAGCAUCACUGGUGAGCCUUCACCAGGUGCACAGAGGCACCGCGUUGUCCCUUCCCUACGUGAUUCUCUGUGAGGUUUAUAUUUCUGUUUUCUUUUUGCAUUUUAUACCUCGUAUGUAUCCCCUAGAAAACUUUUUUUUUUUUGUACUUUUUUCUUUCUUUCUUUCUUUCUUUUUAAAGAAAAAAAGAAACAAAUCCUGUACAUAUAGAUAGCUGCAUGAUAUAUGGUAGUAAUUGUUCAGUUCCUUAAAAGUCUUGCUGCUGUCAGAUGUUACUAUACACUACGUCCAUUACGACUGUACUAAACACAUUUCGUAUGUAAAUAAAUGCGGAGCAUUUUGCCCCGAAAUAUUUGUGAGAUUCUGUUAUUUAUCAUUAAAUUUUAGCAACUUUAACGAUGGAAGUGUUUGGAAAAAAAAUACAGACCCUUCUCAGCCGCCUCCGCAACCCUUCCUUGAUUGCAGAGUUGUGCAUUGGAUCCACGAACUCUUGCUUCGUCUCUUCGUCCUCAUUCAUACUGAAUUGGUUGGUUGGUAGAUGCUUCCUGUCGCAUUCCUAUUGCUCGUACACGAGUGGUUGUGAGCUGCUCCUCCCUCCCAGCAUCGCCCCGGCCACCACUGCCCUCCUCAUUGAGUGUAUACCUCCAACACUUGUUUGUUGAUGUGCACUGUCAACUGUACAACAAAUGAGUUAUCACUAUGCAGAAUGGUGUUUUGUAUACAGUGAACAGAUAAUAAAAAUUAAGUUUUCA
Molecule: messenger RNA, 6491 nt
Organism: Lagopus leucura (white-tailed ptarmigan)
Lineage: Eukaryota; Metazoa; Chordata; Aves; Galliformes; Phasianidae
Gene: ZNF532
Product: zinc finger protein 532
Exons: 9
Coding region: 823-4719 (1298 amino acids)
Source: RefSeq, a predicted model, not a curated record